GAACUCCACAGCUCACAAAUCGAAACUGAAAUCCACCCCUCCACAACCCAGUCAUAUAGCCUCAACAGAAAACAAACGCGGCCCAGUGUGGAUGUUCCCCCAUCUAUAACCCAGAGCCCACAGGCCAGCAUCAGAAGUUUCGAGUCCUUUGUCUGGGACUCCAAGGACAGCUUGAAAGAGUUUUCAGAGGACUCUAUAUCCACUCACAGUACUCUUGGCAGCUCCUCGAAACAGUCGAGCAUUUGUACUACAAUGAACACUAGUAGGACUCAGAGCAAAUACUGGACACUGCUUCCCAUAGGCUGGAGGCUGUUGCUCGAAGCCAAGAAGAUCAGCAGGCACCUCAGCCUGGUGCUGACCGUGGCCGGGAUGCUGAUGCUAAGCUUCACCGCCUUGUGGAAGCCCUGGAUCCACUUCCAAGUGCCUCUAGGACCCCCAGGGGACCCCGCUGGCCCCAAAACCAUCCCCAUCGACACCAUCUUCUUCAUGCGCUGCCCUGAUAUCUCCUGCAUGAAUGAAUACGAUAAGAAUGCAUAUUUGCUGGACAUUGCCUGGGCCUGCCUCCUCAUCUCCGGUGUGAUGAGUUUCUGUGUGUGCAUAGGUCUCAUCAGCACCGAAUUCUUCCCUAGCACUAACCUGCCCUUGAUGGACUUCUCUCUCUUCAUCUGCAGCCUCAUGACAGGGAUCAACAUCAUUCUGGGGGUCCUGUUCUACCUGAUGCAAGCCCGGAAGUUCCUACAGGAAGGCAUGACCUACACACUAGGAAGCAGUUUCUACCUUGCCUGGAUCAAUGUCUUCUUCUUCUUCAUGAUUGGUCUGGCUGGGCUCUGGUCUCUUCUCCUACCUGAACUAUAUCAACUUCUGGUCUAUCCUGUCACUCCAGGCCAUGUGGUCUUAAGACACAACAAUAAACUAACACCAAUGGUCUGCUUAGGCUGUCAACUGCCUGACAAUCCACCCCUAUACUCAAGUUAUGUAACUUCUGACUCCCUUCAACCCAGAAUACCAAUUUAUACUUAAAAAAUAUAUAUCUUCUGCCCAGAAAA
Molecule: messenger RNA, 1046 nt
Organism: Grammomys surdaster
Lineage: Eukaryota; Metazoa; Chordata; Mammalia; Rodentia; Muridae
Product: transmembrane protein 202-like
Exons: 5
Coding region: 253-1020 (255 amino acids)
Source: RefSeq, a predicted model, not a curated record